AUUUGCUUCUUGACCAGUGGCUGUGCAGUCAAGUGAGAUGAAUGAAUGCCUUAACCAACAGGCUGAUCUGACUGACACGGGCAGAGUCUCACACACACGCGCAUUCCUCAUGCACCCGCCGUUCUGACACCACACGACCCCUAACAAAACCACCCGCCAGUUGCGCGAAGAACCAGGCAAAGACACGGCGCACCUACUCUGUCUGGUGUCUGCCUCCCAUUUCUGGUCACGUCCAAAGCAACACCGAGUUGUCUGCCCCUGCCGUGAGCAGCCACGGCUGCGUCGGGUGCCACAUGGCAUCGAGCACGCCCAGGUCGUCGCGGACGGUGUGGCCGCCCUGCAUCCACACAACACAUACACAUACACAUACACCGAUACGUUUGUUUGAUGGGGCGUGUGCAUCGUCUGUCCAUUUCUCCCUCCCUCCCUGUGUCUGCCUGACCUGCAGUUUCUUGAGUGGUAUAAUGAGGGGGUUCUGCAUCAGGUCGGAGAACACCUUGGCCUGCAAAAGGUGCACACACCUGCCGGCAGGCAGGCCAGGCCACACACGAUAGACACACAUGUGCACAGGGGGCAAGGGCAGGUGACUCGUGUCUGGUUGUGGUGUGUACCCAUCGUCUGAUGCGGAGGCCAUCAGUGGAUAGCGCCCAUGAAGAGCCACCUGACGGACGGCGCGGUCGUGGUACCUGCACACACACCAGAACGCACCCACAAUGGUGUCGGAGAGCCCUCGGCCAGCCCCACGCCACUAGGCCUAUGUGUUGGUUGGCGCACCUGAGGACUUUGUAAGGCUUGUUGGAGAGGUCCAGGUCGAACCAGAUGAGCCGCCUGUCAUAGGUGCCCACCACCACAUGGUCGCCGCUGCGGUGCACGUGCAUCGAGCUGAUCCACUUGGCGCCAGACACCAGCGUCUUGAGCAGCUGCUGCGACUUGAGGUCGUACACGCGCACGGCCGUCCGUGUGGCGGCGAAGAACCAUGGCUUGGAGGGGUGGAAUGAAACUCGCUGUAUCUGGCCGCCCUUGGACUUGCGGAAGGGCCGGCGGGACACCUGGGUGGUGAUGGAGUGCAGCACGCACUGAGAUGAGGGGGCGGGGGAGAGAGGGCACACCACGGCCAGAUAAUGACCUGGAUGGGAGGAAAACAACACAACGGCGAAAUGACACGGAUCAUUUCUCAUGAGCUGCCGACCACCACGCUUACCUUUUUGGUGCCACUGCAGCUGGUGGAUGACGGCCUCGUGUAUGAUCUUCAGGCGGACCCCGUGUUUGCCCAGGACCGACCGCCGCGGCACCUCCUCCCACUUGAUCUCCCUCUUCUCACCUGCCUUGCCCUCACCCUCACCGUCAGACCCUUCGGCGUCCUCCUCGCCCCCCGCCUCGCCAUCCGCCAUCUCACCCUUGCGCAGCUUCAGGACUUCCUCUGCCUUGGCCGACAUGCUCAUGAGCUCCUCGGUCGGCAAAGAUGGGGCGUCGGGCGGUGAUGCUGGUGUGAUGGUGUAGGUGGGGAGUGUGGGUGUGAGGAGGUAGAGGCACUCCUCGGUGGCCACUGCGACGAUGGGCAGGUCGGUUGAGGAGCGGGGGUUCCAUGACGCUGCUGUCACCUUGCGCUUGAAGGUGAUGCACUGAAUUCAGUGCAUCAGAGACACACACACACACACACAGAUAUACACACACACGCUGUCUGUGCUGUUUUACCUGGAAGGCGCGUCCGCUUUUGAGUUCCCAUAUCCUGAGUGUGCAGUCCUCGCCACCGGUGAGCACCCACUGGCCGCAGGGCGACAACGAUGCGCAGCGCACCAUCCCCGAGUGACCGUCAUAUGACACACUCACUGCCAGAGGGAACGGACGGAGAUCCUGCACGACACACACAGGGAAGACACGAGUUGCUUAAGGCAUUUGUGUGUGUGUCCCGCUCACCGCAGGGCUGGACAGCUUUGGCAGCAGUGCUUCUGGGUCGAUGUUCAUCCGCUGCUUGAUCGCACGGGGGCAUAGGUAGAGAUCCAGGCAUCGCUCAAACCUGCAAGUACACGCACCCACAUCAGGUGGAUGCAGAACGAGCCACUUCCUCUCUCUCACAGUGUCUGUCCAUUCACCCUACCUCUCGAGAAUGAGUUUCUUGUACCCCGGCACCCGUCUGAGGCAUAUCUGCCGCCCGUCCCUGGGCUUGACCUGCGCCACGGUGCCCACGUCACCAUCCUCCUCUAUCUGCGCCUUCUCCUCCUCCGUCACGAAGUACUCCUCCGGCGGGUUGUAGCUCUCCGCAUGGCCGGGCAGGGGCAUCUUGGGCGCAGGCAUGGGUGGCGGCCCCCUGACGCGGCCCUUGGGCGUGUCGGUCUCCUGGGUGAUGUUGCGGCCCCAGAUGUCAUACAUCUCGGGCUCGGGCGGGGGAGGGGGGCGCAGCUUGCCCUCACGGAUAAGCUUGACCAGUCGGUGGAUCUUCUUGGCCUCCCACUUGGACGGAAGGAAUCGGGCUUUGGGAGGGUGGUCACGACGCAUUGGGUGAAUCCUGAGGAGAAACAAACAGCCGGUGCGUCGGUAGAUGGGUCAGCCAUCUGUCUGUGUGCGUGUCUACUUGUCAGGGUAGUCCAUUGGCGGAAUGUAGUAGUCGUCGGGGUCGAAUGAGGGGUUGGGGUACUUGCCAGCGCGGAUGCGACGAAUCACCUGACAGACAGACACAGAAGAGAUCGACAUGCAGGCACCAGAAACAGACGUACGUGUGUUUUGUGUGGUUGCCCUCUCCCUCCAUGUCGGCAGCCUACCUACCUACCUACCUCAAUGUCUGUGUCGGUGAGGGUGAUCUCCCUUUGGUUCUUCAUGUCCUUGAUCUUCUUCCAGUGGUCGGGGUCGUCCGCCUUGGCCAGCAGCGCGUCCACCUCGCUCGCUUUGAGCGUCUUCAUCACCUUCUCGCCCUCAGACGUGUAACCUGCACACACACACACACACACCCCACACCCAUAGGCGCGCGGGAGAGAUGAUUCUUAACUUCAUACAGCGAUUCGUGUCGUCUCAUGCUGUGCUGUGCUGUGCUGUAUCAUGACUGACUGACCGAUGUGGUCGAAGUUAUCGUACCACUCAAGGGGCACAUCACCGAUGCGGUUGAUGUCCGCAUCAUCGUCGCUGUCGUACAGCUCGCUGUCCUCAUCUUCAUCAUUGUCGUCGUCUUGUUCUCCCUCGAGCGGCCCCUCCUCCUCCUGCUCAGCCGCCUCCCGCUGUCGUCGCUCCUGCCGCAUCUGCUUGAGCGACAUCUCCACGAACUUCUUCUCGCGCUUCUCGCGCUUGGUGGGCUUUUCGCCUGCUGCGGGUUCGUCGGUCUCCUGCGUGGCCUCAUCUUUGUCAGAGGGCUCCUCCGCGUCAUCCUCAUCCUCGUCGCUUUCCUCCUCUUCAUCGCUGCCCUCCUCUUCUGACUCGUCCUCGUCUUCAUCUGAUUCCUCCUCCAGCUCCGUGCGGCCGUAUUCGACAUCGUCCCGCUCGUUGUCCAUGACGAAGUCGCCCGUCGCUGCAUUGUCGUCAGCCUCAUUCUCAUCCGACUCGCCGCCCUCCUCGUCCUGACAAACACAUUCAAAGCAGUAUAUAUGUCAUGAGUCAAAGGAGCGCGUCACAAUGCAGGUGUCUGCCUUACCGAUGGGUCAUCGAUGUUGAGCAGCACUUCCCCGGCCUGUUCAUCGUUGUCAUCAGCUGCUGCUUCAGUGUCGGCCGUCAUGCGAGGCAGGAUGCCUCUCUUCUUCAACGCACGGCCAGACAUUGACGAGAGAAGCACUUUGACAAUCUCUUGAACGGUAGAUGAUCUCUGUGGCCUAGAUCUUCAGCCCAGCUGUCCUGAGGCCUUCACAGAGGUGUCCUCCUUGGGGCGAAAGAGUCG
Molecule: messenger RNA, 3859 nt
Organism: Vitrella brassicaformis
Lineage: Eukaryota; Vitrellaceae
Source: the annotation of a GenBank genome assembly